AUGGGAAGUGUUAACAACAAAGCCCGACCUUUCGGCGGGCAGCACCACCACCACCAGCCUCUAUGCACCCGCACGCACCAGAUCGGAGCCCUCCUCUUGGUCGCCGCCACCUUCUUCUUCACAAGUCUCUUCGACCGCUCCUUCCGCCCCUGCGCCUCUCACUUCUCCACCGUCGAUCUCAUCCCCACUUCACGGAGCUCCGUCCAUGUCUCCGACGGUCGAGAUCUCUUGUGGCCCCAUCGGGGGUACGGGCCCCACCUCGACCUCAAAAUCUACGUCUACGAUGACCUCGAGAUCGAUGGCCUCAAGGCCUUGAUGCACGGGAGGGAUGGCACCAUCGACUCCAGCACUUGCUUGAAAGGUCAGUGGGGCACUCAGGUUAAAAUACACAGGCUACUGCUAAAAUCGAGGUUCCGAACACAGAAGAAAGAGGAAGCAGACCUAUUUUUUGUGCCUGCGUAUACUAAAUGCGUUCGAAUGAUGGGUGGUCUUAAUGAUAAGGAGAUUAACCAGUCAUAUGUGAAGGUGUUAAGUCAAAUGCCAUAUUUCAGGCGAUCUGGCGGCCGUGACCACAUAUUUGUUUUCCCUAGUGGUGCUGGAGCUCACCUAUUUAGAUCUUGGGCAACAUACAUAAAUCGUUCCAUUAUUCUUACCCCUGAGGGUGAUCGCACUGAUAAGAAAGAUACAAGUGCCUUCAAUACGUGGAAAGAUAUCAUUAUUCCUGGGAAUGUUGAGGACGGGAUGACUACAAAUGGGGCCACCUUGGUUCAUCCUUUGCCAUUGUCAAAACGGAAGUUUUUAGCAAACUAUUUAGGCCGUGCACAAGGAAAGGUUGGCCGUCUUAAGUUGAUAGAGCUUUCAAAACAAUUUCCAGAUAAGUUGGAAUGUCCAGAGCUGAAGUUCAGUGGUCCUGACAAAUUGGGAAGGAUAGAUUAUUUUGAACAUCUGCGCAACGCCAAGUUCUGCCUUGCUCCACGUGGGGAGUCAUCUUGGACUCUUCGUUUUUAUGAGGCUUUCUUUGUGGAGUGUGUCCCUGUGAUAUUAUCAGAUCAAGUUGAAUUGCCUUUCCAGAAUGUUGUUGACUACACCCAGAUAUCAAUUAAAUGGCCGUCCACUCGAAUAGGUCCCGAGUUUUUGCAGUACCUAGAGUCAAUACCAGAUGAAAAUAUAGAGGGGAUGAUAAGCCGUGGCAGACAAGUAAGAUGUUUAUGGGCCUAUGCUUCUGAAUCAGCUUCAUGCUCUGCAAUGCAUGCAAUUCUUUGGGAACUUCAGAGGAAAGUCAGGCUGUUUCACCAGUCAACUGAAACAUUCUGGCUGCACAAUGGAUCUGUUGUAAAUAGAAACUUGGUACAGUUUUCCGAUUGGAGACCUCCAAUGCCUUUGCCUUGA
Molecule: messenger RNA, 1389 nt
Organism: Prunus armeniaca (apricot)
Lineage: Eukaryota; Viridiplantae; Streptophyta; Magnoliopsida; Rosales; Rosaceae
Source: the annotation of a GenBank genome assembly